CUAGAACCUAGCAAUGCCGUCUGAUCAACUAUACACACAAGCUGAGUUAUAUGGUCCCUUUUCUACUGAAGUUUCACUUUUGUGACAUAUGAAUACACAUGCGUUCUUGCAAAGGAGUGUAUGAAGAUCACUGGCAAUUUUCUGCGAACUUACACUGACAAGAAAACAUUGAAGAAGUGGUUUUUCAUUGACAAGACUGUGGGUUAAAUCUAUUUGAAAUAAAGCUUGUUCUACCUAAUUUGGAUCCCAAAAGACACUCCUUAUUGUACUCAUUUAGAACAACAGCUUACCUGUCAUGUCUGAUCAUGUGGCCAAAACCCAGCCAGUAUUGACCCUCCCUCCAAAUAUGAUGCCAUCUUCAGCAACCUCCAAGAAACAUCCAUGUUCUUCCUUGAGUGUGACAUAUAUCAGUAGACGUAAACUUGCCGAAGUCGUUGAUGGCCUGCUCGGUGUCAUGACACUGUCAACCCGUAAACAGCCAUACGUGCAUUCCGGUUGCGAUAUUUCAUCUGACAAAGUUUCUGGUAACAACACUUGGCUGAAAAAAUGUCCUUCUGCUUUAGCUUCCUUCGACCAAAUCAUAGCCAGAACGCAGGGCAAGAAGAUUGCGUUGUUUCUUGACUAUGAUGGCACACUUUCGCCUAUUGUUAAUGAUCCUGAGAAGGCAUUCAUGUCCCCUGAGAUGCGCACUGCUGUGAAGAAUGUUGCAAGGUUCUGCCCCACCGCAAUUGUCAGCGGGAGGUCUCGUGACAAAGUAUUUGAUUUUGUAAAGCUGAAAGAACUCUACUAUGCUGGAAGUCAUGGAAUGGACAUAAUGGUAACGUGUGCAGAUUCUGAAAGUAUAACAAAAGAUAACAAAGAGGCGAAACUUUUCCAGCCUGCAAACGAGUUUCUACAGAUCAUCAGUGAGGUUAACAAAUCUCUAGUGGAAGCCACUAGAUCAAUCAAGGGUGCAAUUGUUGAGAACAACAAGUUCUGUGUGUCUGUACACUACCGCAACGUCGACAAGAAGGACUGGAAAUUGGUCACGGAGCUCGUCGAUGGUGUCCUCAAAGCUUUCCCUCGCCUAAAAGUAACGACCGGACGAAAGGUUUUAGAGGUUCGUCCGGUGAUCGACUGGGACAAGGGGAAGGCGGUGGAGUUUCUGCUUCAGGCGCUGGGGUUAGAUGACCCUGAAAGCGUUCUUCCUAUCUACAUUGGAGACGAUCGAACAGACGAAGAUGCAUUCAAGGUAUUUCGGGAGCGGAACUGUGGAUUUGGAAUACUGGUUUCGCAAGUGCCCAAGGAGACGGAAGCCUUCUACUCACUGACAGGCCCAUCUGAAGUGAUGGAAUUCCUCAAUUCCUUGGUGAGAUGGAAGGAACAGUCGUAAUUAUACAGUUGACCAGUAGCCCAUCAGUUUAAGUCUGGUAGAAAUGACAUUAGCACCUCAUCAUUUCCUGGCGACUAUAUUUCACAGCGCCGGAAGUGGAUAGCUUCGGUGGUCGCCGACCAAGUAUCCCCCACUAGGUUUAAAGAAUUGUUUAGUUUUUUCCUUAUGCUAGGCAAGGUUGAUUUUUUUUGUCCCAACUUUGCUCAUGCCACUGUGCAACAGUUUGCAUUUUUAGAGACUCUUAUUUAUAUGGAACAGCUUUGGUGAAGUAAUGGAGUUUGACAGUCACCAAACACUCCAACCC
Messenger RNA from Brachypodium distachyon (stiff brome), 1676 nucleotides. RefSeq names its product probable trehalose-phosphate phosphatase 5. The record is from RefSeq and is a predicted model, not a curated record. Gene Ontology annotation, biological process: trehalose biosynthetic process. The transcript has 12 exons. The coding region runs from base 296 to 1372 and encodes 358 amino acids. Gene Ontology annotation, molecular function: trehalose-phosphatase activity. NCBI's taxonomy places the organism in Eukaryota, Viridiplantae, Streptophyta, Magnoliopsida, Poales, Poaceae.